AGGCAACAGAGGUACACAGAGCUCUGGGCUAUUUUCGGAGCCUAGCCAGCGACCCGAAAACUGACCCAGAAUAUGGACUUGGACAAUAUGGAACCUGAAUAUGUAGAAAAUAUGGAAACGGAAACUAUGGAAUCCGAAAACAUGGAGACUGAAACUAUUUCUUCAGUUUCAGCUCUUCAAGCCCUCUCUAAACUACUUUAUCCUGAAGAAGAGGAUGAUUUUGAGUCUGAACAGACUAAUUGUUUAUCUGCGAUCAGAGCCAUGGGUCCUGGGGAUAUUGGACCACCAAAAACAGAAGUGCAUAAAGUCAUCUCUCAAACCAGUGAUGAAACUAGCGAGGCCAUCUGGAAUCCAGAAGAAGUUCCAGAAGGAGCAGAGCAUGCUGACAUGUGGGAUGUUAGAGAAGUACCAGAGUAUGAAAUUAUAUACAAACAGCAGGUGGGAACUGAGGAUGUAUUCCUAGGACUUACAGAAAAAGACUCUUCAACAGCGUGUUGUGAGGAUCUAGUGGUUAAAAUUAAACUGCCAAAUACAAACCCUUCUGAAAUUAAAAUUAAUGUCCAGGAAAUGAUCCUCGACCUUCGUACUCCUGAUAAGAAAUUGUUGCUGAACUUUCCCCAUCCUGUGGAUUGCAACAAUGCCAAAGCUUCCUAUAUCAUGGAAACUGAAACUCUUGAAGUUACUGUAACUUUGAAAAGAGAAUUGGAUUUUGUUAAUUUCUUCUGAAACUGCAUGAGGAAGGGAGAAACAUGGCAAA
Messenger RNA from Myotis myotis, 757 nucleotides. RefSeq names its product dynein axonemal assembly factor 6 (gene DNAAF6). Gene Ontology annotation, molecular function: protein-folding chaperone binding; dynein intermediate chain binding. Bases 73 to 726 code for a protein of 217 amino acids. The transcript has 7 exons. NCBI's taxonomy places the organism in Eukaryota, Metazoa, Chordata, Mammalia, Chiroptera, Vespertilionidae. Gene Ontology annotation, biological process: flagellated sperm motility; axonemal dynein complex assembly. Gene Ontology annotation, cellular component: cytoplasm. The record is from RefSeq and is a predicted model, not a curated record.